Ceraceosorus guamensis is the source of this 3703-nucleotide messenger RNA. RefSeq lists its product as hypothetical. The coding region runs from base 464 to 3454 and encodes 996 amino acids. Gene Ontology annotation, cellular component: trans-Golgi network; Golgi membrane. Gene Ontology annotation, biological process: protein processing. The record is from RefSeq and is a predicted model, not a curated record. Gene Ontology annotation, molecular function: serine-type endopeptidase activity. The transcript is spliced from 3 exons. Lineage: Eukaryota; Fungi; Basidiomycota; Exobasidiomycetes; Ceraceosorales; Ceraceosoraceae.
GGUCUCUCAAGUCACAAUCACUACUCUGACUGAGUCACGGGUCACGAGUCACGCUCCAGUCGCGAAUCGUGAAUGCACCAUCUUCGCCAGCUCAGUCAGUGAGAGACCUUCUUUCCAUCUCUCACGCCAUCACGCUCUCUUGCCUGUUGCAGAAGUGUCGAUCCACGCCGAGCUCGUCAACGGUUUCGAAGAAGGUUCCUCCACGCCGCUCUUGUAAGUCAUCCCUCGCACCGCUCUGCACCACCUUCACACGUAGCGGCAGCAGCAGCACAGCGCAGCACGGCACGUCACACAUUUCGAUCGGCUCGGCUUUGCGCACACCAAGGUUUUGCUGCUAGACCCGCGAGUCAAGCGCCGGUGAGCUUGCGGUCACCAGAUCAGCGCUCCAGUGUUGCCUAGCAGAGCUUCACCCAAGCUGGACAGUACCAACAGUCGAUCCGCGCAUACACUCAGCGCUUCGACAAUGUCGAAACCAAGCGCCAGCAAGGGGUUAAGGAGCCAGCAAGGGGCUUUGCUCUUCCUCUGCGUACUUGCAGCCAUUCUUGCCUUCUCAAGCUCCCCUUCCCAGGCGUCCGACAAUGCUUCAGCAGUUAGCUUUGCAGCCAUCCACAGACGGGCGACGAUUGGUGGAGCACCAGCUUACGACUUGCCGAUGCCUAGGUCGUACGAUACGCAUCACUAUUAUGCAGUGCAGAUCAAGAGGACGCACUCGAAUCACGUGGACAUCAGGGAUGUGUCCGAAGCGCUUGGCGUGGAGUUCGUCGAAAGGGUCGGAGAGUUGAAAGAUCAUUGGCUUGUACGCGCAGAAAAGCCUCUAGACCCCUCAUCCCUCACACUGGCUGCUCGUGAUACAGAUCCUCGCUCUUCUGGAGAAGUCAAGAUCAAACGCCGGGACUGGAGCGAAGACGAAGAUCCUAUCAUUUCACGAUGGCGAUCAUACAAGCGCUCGCCUCGCCAAAACAGUGCUAUCCUCUCCAAACGACAAGUCCAUCUCUUUGAAUCUAUCGUCGACGUGGAGCGGCAGGUGCUCAAGAAGCGUCAUAAGCGGGAUAAGAUUAUCAGUCCUUGGGACACACCGGAACACUACCCCGAAGUGCGCGCACCGAUUCCUGGUCCUGAACCCCAGCCCUAUCCGGAUCCUAUGCCCCUGCCAAUACCAGACGGCAGCAACCUCAAGUCUACUCGCAUGCGCCAACAAUUCAACAUCGCUGACCCCAUCUUUACGGACCAAUGGCAUCUGACGAACGACAAGCGAGACUCUAAUGAUCUAAAUGUCACUGGGAUCUGGGCACAAGGCAUUCACGGCAAGGGCUCGAACGUGUGCUUGAUCGAUGAUGGGCUCGACUUCAACAGUCCAGACCUCAAGGAUAAUUUCUUCGAAGCCGGAUCGUAUGACUUUAACACACAUACUCCCUUGCCGAAGCCUUUGCACUCCGACGACCAACAUGGGACGCGCUGCGCAGGAGAAAUCGCUGCAAUUAAGAAUGACGUCUGCGGCGUCGGUGUUGCGUGGGAUGCAAAGGUUGCCGGCGUUCGCAUUCUAUCUGGACCUAUCUCUGAUGUGGAUGAAGCUGCAGCACUGAAUUAUCGCUACCAAGAAAAUCAGAUCUACAGCUGCAGUUGGGGUCCGCCCGAUGAUGGCCGAGCCAUGGACGCCCCAAGGGGACUGAUCGCCAAAGCUGUCCUGAAUGGUAUUCAAAACGGCAGAGGUGGCAAGGGCAGCAUUUUCGUCUUUGCCGGAGGAAACGGAGGUGCCUCCGAUGAUCAAUGCAACUUUGAUGGAUACACGAAUUCAAUCUACACCAUGACGAUUGCCGCAGUGGACCGCGAGAAUCAGCAUCCUUACUACAGCGAGAUGUGCGCGUCAAACAUCGCAACUGGUUGGAGCAGUGGCAGCGGCGACCAUAUUCACACUACAGAUGUUGCUUGGAACGGGGUGAAUCGUUGCACGACUCAUCACGGAGGAACCUCUGCUGCAGCGCCUCUAGUCGCCGGUGUCAUCGCGCUUGCGCUCCAAGUCCGUCCAGAGCUAACCUGGCGUGACAUGCAGCACAUUGCCGUUCACUCUGCCCAAAUGGUCAACCCCGAUGACAAGGAUUGGCAAGUCACUCAAGCCGGUCGCCACUACAACCACAAGUAUGGCUAUGGUAUCAUCGAUGCGUUCAAAUUUGUCGAGGAAGCCAAGACUCAUACAUUGGUCAAGCCUCAGGCUUGGGCUGAGUCCCCAAACGUUACGCUGGCACGUGACAACACCCUCAUAACUGGAGAUGGUACUCACAGCACGUUCACUGUGACCAAGGAAUUCCUGGAGAAGAACAAUGUAGACACUCUGGAGCAUGUGACUAUCCGAGUUUGGAUAUCUCACGAGCGCCGCGGAGACGUCGACGUGGAAUUGGUUUCUCCGCACGGCACCAAGUCAGUACUCGCACGUCCUCGCAGAUACGACGACGCCACGACAGGAUUCCCUGGCUGGGGUUUCAUGACCUUGAAGCACUGGGACGAAGAUCCGAUCGGAGACUGGAAAAUGACUGUUUACGACAGGGCACACCCUAAGCAGACUGGAAACUUCUGGGCCUGGACCAUCACCUUGUGGGGUCAAGUCAUCGAUCCCGCAAAGGCCAAGGCUUGGAAUUUCCCAGAAGACAGUAUCGAAUUCCACGAGACCCUGGAAGCUGCCCCCACCACGACCACUGUGUACCAGCCGGGAGGAGCUGCCAGUCAGCGUCCAAAGCCUACAGACCACUUGCCACCUGACCAUGGCUCCCGACCAGGCGAGAGCGACCAUGACUUUACCAACAGUGGACCAGGCCAAAGCUCUCCUGAGGCCGACACCGGCUACUUGGCAGGUCUCAAGAAUCGCAGCAGCUGGCUAUUCAUUGCUGGCGGCGUGGUCCUGAUCUUUGCAGGCUCUCUUGCUGCCUUCUUCAUCAUUCGACGCCGUCGUCAGCGCCGGUUCGGACCUGAUGCAGCCGCAGCGUACGAAUUUGUGCCUGGAGAAGAGGACGAAGAGAUGGCGAUGAGUGCGAUGGGAGGGUCUGCAGGUGCGACUGGUGGAAGAGGGGGUCGACGUGCACGCGCGAAGGAACUGUACGAUGCGUUUGGAGAGGCUACGGAUGAUGAGGACGAAGGCGAAGAGGAUGCUUUGGUCAAACGAGGAGCCAGGCCCGGCCAGUAUAAGGACGAGCCCGACACUCCAACGGUUCGGGAACAUAAGGAGGGAGAAGAAGAUUCGAGAUUCGCAAUCUCCGACGAAACCCAGACUCCGCUCACAGCCGAAACGCCAGCUCGAGGUCGAGGCCAAGCCACUUCUCCAGCACCUGUACUUCGAAGUCAAGAGAUGGACAAGGGCAGGAGCGAGCAGUUGCUUUUCGAUGCGGAAGAUGACGAUGAAGAGCGGGGCGAAGAGGGUAGCGGUGGAAGUGGAGGAAGCUGGCAGGAUGCAUCUCGACCUUGAGCGGGCCAGGGAUGUCAAGACGUCAUUUGCGCUCCUCCGCAUGACCGCUUGGGAUGCUAGCUUUUGCGAUCACGCGUAUGACCUCUGACAUCCGGUCGCAGACUCAAAUCUAUAGUCGAUGCAGGGCGGCCCUAGACAGCCUCCAGAUGCUGCAGAGAUGCAUUGCCAAUUGCAGCCCUCAAAACGCUUUAUGUGAAUAUGUAUCUGCUAGGAGCUUGCCUGACCAAGAAACAGAUUGAUGCAAACCGA